CGUAUUAAUGAUAAUUGUGCUGCAUAAAAACAAUUUUUUUUCUCACAGUUGGACUGCAUUUGUUACUAUUCCGAGAUAGCUCAUAUUCAAGCUAAAAAUGUAUAGAAGAAUAACCUGAGAGCUUUUAAGUGACUUUUCUCAGAGCAGAUGCAAGAUAUAAAUCUGAUUCAAUUCCAAAGCACUGCCAUUACCAGUGUUGUCUUGCAUUGCCAGACCUAUCACCACAGCGCUGUGAAGUAAGAUCUGGCUAUAUCACACAUACUGGAUAGGAGAAAAAAAACACUCUGGGUUGUUUGCAUUUCUUUAAACCAGUAACACGGUAACGUGAGCUUAUAUUUGCUGGAUACAUAAACGUAAUUUGCUCUUGUGUAUCGCCGUGUGCAUAGGCUACUUCGUACCAAAACGUCCCAUUUAGUAAUUAUGCCGUAAACAUAUUCUUAGUAAAUCCAUUCAUUCACAGAAAAAGAACCAAGCAGGCCUGCUUUUUUGCACGAUUCAAAUUUUUGUUUCAACGUUUGGAGAUUGAACGUGCCCCAGGCAAGUAUCCUGGAAAUGUACUUCCGUUGAUCCAGACAACCAAUUUUGUAACACUAAAGUAUGCCUAUUCUGAGUAAGAUGCAAGUAGCCUGGAUAUUUUGUAAAUGAUUGUCAAGCUUGUUCAAUUCAUUCUAUGAAAUACUUAUGGAUGGUCACAGAAAAUACAAAUAAAUGUUAAAUAAAUGUUGAAAUGAAAAGUGCCUAGUGUCUAUGCCCCAUUCAUUCAUUAAUUCAUUCAUUCAAGUUCGAUUGUAACGUUUACACUGAAGAAACUUGAACUUAGCUAAAAUAGGCUUCAGGAACAAAAUACAACAACCAUCAAACAUAACGUGUGAGGAAUCUGUUUCAUAUUUUGCCUUAUCAAUUAAAUUUGCCUCUGCAGCAUGGAUGUAUGCAUGCAGUCAAUUAAGAGCCAUUCAGAGCACAACUUGGAGAACAGACUACUUUGAUCGUUAUUCAAGGGGUGUAAGCGGCACUGGAAUGUAAUUUUACAGUCAAAUUAAUACCAGACAGGUUUUUGAUAAUGAAUCACUUGUUAUAUAAUACUCUUUUUCAAGUAGAACCUCGAGCUAUUUUAAUAGAAACGGAAAAACAAGAAUAAGUAUGUCUUUCAUAAAUGUAUAACCCCCCUACUCAGGAACUAAAUGCACUGAACUGUUGUUGCUCAAUGUUUUACCCGUCAUCAUCGCUCCUUCCUUUAGCUUAGCUGGCAGAUGUGUCAAUCAUUACAUCGCUGUGGAGAUAGGUCUGCAAUGCGAGACUAGCCAGUCGUCAACAUGGAUUGAACGGACUCUGACUGUUAUCUUUCACAUGGCAGGGCGGUGGAAAAGUAACUUAUCUGACGGUUACAUGAGUGGAAUAAGCUCCUGUCCUCAGCUUCAUCACAUCAGAGAAAGAGGAGAGAAGGCUAGCAGUGACCAUGGAGACUGGAUUUCACUCUCUCUUCACCACAGCUGGCCAGCUGCCUUGGUUGCUUCUGACUCUGUUGACAUCAUGGACAGUCUUGUGUUCAGCAGAUAUAAAGCAGACAAGAUGGCCAUUAUAUUCCCAGAAGCCAGUUCUUCUUGCCUGGAAUGCCCCAACACAGGAGUGUGUCCCGCGACAUCGCGUAACUUUAUCUUUGGACCAGUUUGACAUUGUGGCAUCCCCCAAUGAGGGCUUUGUCCGGCAGAACCUCACAAUUUUCUAUAAGGAGCGCCUUGGGUUGUAUCCCUAUUAUGAGCGUGGUGGCACUGCAGUGAAUGGAGGUCUUCCACAGCUUGCCAGCCUUACUCAGCACUAUGAAAAGAUGCCUGAAGGUUUGCAAAAAUAUAUACGUGAGCCAGAGGCAAAAGGUUUGGCUGUAAUUGACUGGGAGGAAUGGCGACCAUUGUGGAUCCGAAAUUGGGAUGUUAAAGAUAUAUAUCGAAAUAAAUCUCGUGAAAUGGUGGCCAAAAAGAACCCUAAGUGGACCCCAGAACAAGUGGGAAAAGUUGCACAGCAGGAAUUUGAGCUAUCAGCUCACAAAUUCAUGCUGGGGACUCUGAAACUUGCCAAGAAUUUGAGGCCCAAUCAACUGUGGGGCUUCUACCUGUUUCCAGAUUGUUACAACCAUGACUACAUGAGUGGUCUGAAGAACUACACAGGCAGCUGUCCUGUUGUGGAGAUGGCCCGCAAUGAUCAACUGAACUGGUUAUGGAUGGAAUGUACAGCGUUCUUCCCAUCUAUAUACAUAGGUUCUGUACUAGGCUCUACAAAUGAUGGACGCCUCUUUGUCCGAAACAGGGUAAAGGAGGCGAUGCGCCUGGCAUCUGUUGGGGAUGGAUUAGCACGGCCUGUUUUUGUUUAUACCCGCCCUACUUACAUCAAUCAGAUGACCCUCUUAACUCAGACAGAUCUGGUCUCCACCAUUGGUGAGAGUGUUGCACUUGGAGCUGCAGGUGUAAUUUUCUGGGGGGACACCUCCUAUGCAAGCAGCAGUGCCAGCUGCUCCAUCCUGAAUGAGUAUCUUCAGGGACAACUGGGCCGGUACCUCAUCAACGUGUCUACAGCAGCAGAACAGUGCAGUCAGGUGGUGUGUAAAUCACACGGCCGCUGUUUGCGCAAAAUACCAGACAAUGAUGUGUACCUGCAUCUCAGCCCUGUAACGCACAGCAUCACCAGUCAGGGUGGCCGACUGAAGGUUACAGGCGUGCCUGGCCAAGCAGAGCUGGCUCUUUUCCGCACACACUUCCAGUGCCAAUGCUACAGUGGGUACAGGGGUGAGGCCUGUGCUCAGAAAGAAAAAGGGCAGAAUAGAGCCUCCUCUGUCUUAGGGACCUGGCCUCUUUGCCUUUUACUCCCACUAGGACUCCUCACUCUGCUACACUGAGGAAACUGAGAAGCCCCAAACUAUUCACUGCUUCUGCCAGCCCUGAAAAGGACAGUUCAGACUUUUCAACAUAAAGGUGAUAAGUUACUGCACAUUAGUAAUGCUGAUGCAUUGACAACAGCAGACUCUCAGACACUCCUGUCAUUUUUUAUUUAUUUUUUUAUUUUUAUAAUUUAUCUCAAACAAUCAACAAUGUUGCAAAAGAAAAAAAAGAAAAAUUAAAACCACAAAAUAACAACACAAACAAUCAGAAUUUACCAAAGACCAACAAAAUUAAUAAUAAAAAAAAAAAGGAUAAGUUCGAGAAGGAGCAGGUGGACGCAUACAGCUUAUUAGGGUCCUUCCCC
Molecule: messenger RNA, 3234 nt
Organism: Perca fluviatilis (European perch)
Lineage: Eukaryota; Metazoa; Chordata; Actinopteri; Perciformes; Percidae
Gene: hyal2b
Product: hyaluronidase 2b
Exons: 4
Coding region: 1457-2887 (476 amino acids)
Biological process (GO): carbohydrate metabolic process; hyaluronan catabolic process
Molecular function (GO): hyaluronoglucuronidase activity; hyalurononglucosaminidase activity
Source: RefSeq, a predicted model, not a curated record